Molecule: messenger RNA, 636 nt
Organism: Centruroides sculpturatus (bark scorpion)
Lineage: Eukaryota; Metazoa; Arthropoda; Arachnida; Scorpiones; Buthidae
Product: glycerophosphocholine phosphodiesterase GPCPD1-like
Exons: 5
Coding region: 97-636 (179 amino acids)
Molecular function (GO): starch binding
Source: RefSeq, a predicted model, not a curated record
GGGCGCUAUGCGUAUUUAGCUUUCUGCUUAUAUGUUGGCUUUGGAGGUGAAAUGGCAAGUUUUGAGGCAUAAUAUACGUCAAAAGAUAAAAAUAAAAUGAAUAUAGCUGAUAAUUUGGGUGUGUCACCUGCCGAUAUACCACCAGAAUCAUUAAUAAAGGUUAAUGUAAAGGUUCAGUGUCAUGUAUCAAGUAAUGAAACAGUCUGUAUUACAGGAAAUAUAAAAGAAUUAGGUAAAUGGAAAGUAAAAAAUUGUAUUACUAUGAUAGAAGACCCUGAACAGAGUGGAACAUGGAAUGCAACAAUUCUUGUAGCUCCUCAUCGUAAAGUAUAUUUCCGAUAUUUUGUGGCUAUUAUUUUAAAAUCUGAUGAUGGAAGGAAAAUCUUCAUUAGGAACUGGGAAUCUCAUUUACAUCCUCGGAAAUUAAAUAUUGAAAAUAAUGAACUUCAUAUAUUUGGAAUGCAUAAUGAUGGAAAUAUAAAGAUUGAUCAAGGAUGGCUAACAGAGCAAACUGUAUUACAAUUUCAAUUAUAUAAUAAGCCAAUUACUAUAUGGGAAAACCAAUAUAGGAGAAAGCCAAUAUUUUUUCAUUUGAGUGCAUUAGAUAAGUCCACAAGUAGUAUCAAUUUUGUAUAA